CAUUUUGGGUAAAUGUGUCAUGGCGCCACGCAUGGUGGCGUUAAAGUGUUAUCUGAAUAUAACGCCGUGCACUUUCUCUCCUGCCGGUGUAAUAUUCUGCUUUAAUGAUUUGGUGGUGCGUCGAGAGUCAGUGUCAAUAAAACAGCAGUGAGCUAUGAUGAGCAUGAAGGUUCUCCUCCGGUUGGAGCUUCUGCUCUGCCCCAGCCGCGCCCUCUGCCGGCUACGUGCCCUGCCCUUCACGGAGGUACAGAGGAUGAUCUGGAGGGCCUCCUCCUGCAGCCUGACCUCCCUCAGACCCCCUCUGUGCUCCUUGCUCAGCCCCAGCCUUGCUGCGCCUGCAUACGCCUACCCCCACCCCCACGCUCGCCUCCUGGCCACCAAGCCUGCCAAAGGACAUGGAAAGGUCUCAAAACCAAAACCGAAGCAGGAGCAGCAGGAGGUGGAGAUCAAGAAGAGCAUGACGCUGGUCGAGCUGGCGGGGGCCAUGAAGAGGGACAUAGAUCAUGUAUAUGAAGCUCUUCUGCACACCUCCAUCGACGUGGACUCGCUGGAACCCGACUCUGUACUGGAGGAGAAGUGGAUAAAGGAGGUGGUCAAAAUGUCCGGCAUGAAGUUCAAAUGGGCGACGCUGACGGUGGACAGAGACCGGGAAAACAAGGACGUGGAAAGACAACCCCUCCCCGACCCCGCAGUAUUGGUGUCCCGCCCCCCCGUCGUCACCAUCAUGGGCCACGUGGAUCAUGGGAAAACGACUCUGCUGGACAGUCUGAGGAAGAGUCAGCUGGCGGCCAUGGAGGCUGGAGGGAUCACCCAGCACAUCGGGGCGUUCCUGGUCCAGCUUCCCUCUGGGGAGAAGAUCACGUUUUUGGACACGCCCGGACACGCGGCCUUCUCCGCCAUGCGGGCUCGCGGGGCCCUCGUCACCGACAUCGUCAUCCUGGUGGUGGCAGCGGAUGACGGUGUCAUGCGGCAGACUGUGGAGUCCAUCCAGCACGCUAAGAAGGCGGGAGUGCCCAUCAUAGUGGCUGUGAACAAGUGUGACAAGAAGGAUGCCGACCCCGAGCGCGUGAAACGCGAGCUGCUGACCCACGGCGUGGUGUGCGAGGAGCUUGGGGGGGACGUGCAGGCCAUCCACGUGUCCGCCCUCAAGGGGGAGAACCUACUGGAACUGGCAGAGGCCACCGUCACCCUGGCAGAGGUGCUGGAGCUGAAGGCUGAUCCCACAAGCCUUGUGGAGGGCACCAUCAUCGAGAGCCGAACCGACAAGGGCAAGGGCCCUGUUACCACGGCAAUCGUGCAGCGUGGCACCCUGAGGAAGGGCUGCGUUCUGGUGGCAGGGGCCACUUGGGCCAAAGUGCGCUUCUUGUACGAUGAGAAUGGCCGGGUGGUAAGCGAGGCCGGGCCCAGCGUCGCCGUGGAGAUCGUGGGCUGGAAGGAGCUGCCCACAGCGGGGGAGGAGAUCCUAGAGGUGGACUCUGAGCAAAGGGCACGCGAGGCGGUGGAGUGGCGCAGCUUCCAGGAGAACCAGGAGAAGCUGCAGGAGGACAAACAGGUGAUCGAGAGCAAGCAGCAGCAGCACGACGAGGCCUACCAGAAGGAGCGCCAAGCCACGGCCCACUUGUCCUGGAGGCAGAGGAAGAUCGCCAUGUACAAGGCCAACAAGCACCUGAUGAGCUCGCGGCCCAGCGAGAAGGCCGGAGGCGCGGACCUCUCCCUGCCCAUCAUUGUCAAAGGUGAUGUGGAUGGUUCUGUGGAGGCCAUCAUGAACAUCCUGCAGAGCUAUGACGCCGCAGAGCAGUGUCAGCUGGAUGUGGUGCACUUCGGGGUGGGAGACGUCUCUGAAAAUGACCUCACCUUGGCCGAGACCUUCUCAGGUGUUAUUUAUGGCUUCAAUGUGAAGGCCAACAAGUCUAUUCAGCAGAAAGCCUCCAAGCAGGGAAUUCAGAUCAAGCUCCAUAAGAUCAUCUACAAGCUCAUUGACGACCUCAAGGAUGAGCUGAGCAACAGGCUACCUCCAACCGUGAAGCAGAGUGUCAUUGGAGAGGCUACAGUGCUGGCUGCUUUUGAGGUGACCAUGGGUAAGAAGAAGGUUCCAGUCAUGGGUUGUAGGGUCAAAAAGGGUGAACUGGACCGCAAGAAGAGGUUUAGGCUCGUCCGUAACACUGAGAUCCUCUGGGAAGGUUCACUGACAUCCAUGAAGCACCUGAAGAAUGACGUGCAGACAGUGAAGAACGGGAUGGAAUGUGGGCUGUCCUUGGAUAAGAAUGUGGACUUCCAGCCUGGGGAUGAGCUGCUGUGUAUUGAAGAUGUGAAGGUAGAACAGAAAAUUUCCUGGGAUCCAGGAUUCUAGAGGGAUGUGGAGGUUGAACGAGCAAGAAUCCCUCAAUGGAUGUUCAAUGUUGUAAAAAGUGUGAUGUACUGAAAUUAUUUAAAAUCACUUUUAAUUAAAAUGGAAUCAAGCUGUCAA
Messenger RNA from Paramormyrops kingsleyae, 2467 nucleotides. It is a transcript of the gene mtif2, whose product is annotated as mitochondrial translational initiation factor 2. The record is from RefSeq and is a predicted model, not a curated record. Gene Ontology annotation, molecular function: GTPase activity; GTP binding; translation initiation factor activity. Gene Ontology annotation, cellular component: cytoplasm. NCBI's taxonomy places the organism in Eukaryota, Metazoa, Chordata, Actinopteri, Osteoglossiformes, Mormyridae. Gene Ontology annotation, biological process: translational initiation.